UGUCUUCUGUCUGUGAUAUUUGUUUCGUAAAGUAAUUAUCCGCAGCUUAUAAAAUGUCUGACGGUCUCGACUUUCUUUGUGCUGACGACAGUUAUAGCGAUGACUGUGAUACAGAUAACAACAGUGUUGAUAUUGAGGAUGAGUGCGCUGACGACAAUGGUGGCGAUGAAUGUGAUACAGAUAACAACAGUGUUGAUAUUGAGGAUGAGUUUGCUGACGACAAUGAUGGUGAUGAAUGUGAUACAGAUAACAACAGUGUUGAUAUUGAUGAAGAUAUUGAUGAUGGGGAAAAUUACUUCAUUUUUGGCGACGAAUGUGACCUUUCUAGCAAUGAUUCCCAAGACAUCUAUGAUGGUGAUGGUUAUUACGAAUGUAUAAAAGGUUUGACGAAAGCCAAGAAAAAGAUGGAGCAAAAAGAAGACAGCACAGCGAAAUCUGGUUCUCGGAAAAGAAACCGAAAAUCCAAAGAGUCCGCCAGGCCAUACAAAAAACGAAAAGUCGAAUCGAAGUCAAAAGUAUCUCAGAAAUAUAUAAAGAAGUCGAGAAAAAACAAAGAAUUCUUGGACAGAAACAAAUUUUCUAACAAAAACCGAAAGAAAAGGUCGCAAGUGCAAAUAAGUCCAAGUGCAAUAAGGACGUUUUCUGCGAAAUUUGUAAAAAUUUCUAAAGAUAGAAUGAAAUGGGCGAGAAAAAUGGCUAAUAUUCAUAUCGAGUUCAUUCGUAAAUAUUGCAAAACACAUGCCAGUGAAAUAUUUAGUCACUUUGAAUUUACGGGUAGCUUUUACGAGCACUUGAAGACUGAGGAUGCUGAUGAAUUGGAUAUUCUUGUUGCUCUUGACACAAAGAACAAUGCCGAUUUGAUGGUAGAGGAAGUCGAUGGCGUUCCUGGUUAUGCUCUAAUCAAAGUGACAAAGAAAUCCAGCAAGUAUUGGCGCUUCGUCGACAAUAAGAGGUACGUCGACCCAACGCAGAUCAGAAGUUGGUUUUUUGGUCUUGUUCAAAAAGCAGUCAACCAAUAUGACAAAGAUAAGCAAGAAAAAGACCCAGAAUUAAAGCCUUCAGAAAAUGGCCCUGCAACUAAGCUUCUUAUUGACGAUAAGGAAGCCAAAAAGAAACUAGAGGUAGAUCUUGUACCUGCAUUUCUUUUUAAACCAAAGAAAGACCGCUUGAGAGCUGCCCCUGUUAAAGGAAUACGCUACGUGGCUAAGCCACCUGAGGAUAUAAAGGUYGAUGAAUUGAAAAGGGGAAUGCUAUGGAGGCAAUCUUUCUCUCUUGAGGAGAAAAAGGAAAUGGAAAAAAUGGACAAGGAAGACCAGGGCUGUCGGCACGAGAUAGUCAAAGUUAUUAAGACCAUCGUAAAAAACGAUGGUCCGCCUCUCAACAUCCUCUCGUCCUACCACAUAAAAACUGCAUUUCUUCACUACAACUUCGAUAAAGAUCACCAGAACCUUAAAUGGAGCCGCAAACACCUGCCAGAAAGAUUCCUGGGGCUGAUGGACUACCUGAAACAGAAAAUAAGCGAGAGAAAUCUUAGUCAUUUUUUUAUUAAGAAGUUGAACCUACUCGAGCAGUUCAGUUUUCCUACCCUUCAUAACAUAGAAAAUCGUUUAUCGAAGCUAAUUAGUAAUGAGAAAGAAUUAAAGAAAGUAUUGAAGCAGCUUGACAACAAAACCAGGAGAUAUAAAAAACGUUCGUAAGGGUAAGCGCAAAUGACUCAAGUGACGAUGGCCGAAUAUAAAUUAAAGACACUGUCUUUAAAAUAUGGUUAUUGAGCAACUCAUGAAAAUUGAACGAAAAGUGUGACAGCUUUUCUCAAAGACACGUACAUGGUGACCUUCUGACUUGAUGCAUGGCGUAUAGAAAUUAGUUAUAAUGAUUAAAACUGUGGACACAAUAUACUUGCCAAGGCACAUAUAGGAACUAUAAGGUGUAAGUCCAUGACAAUAGUGGGAAAACAACAUACAAUGUCUAUAACGUAUAAGGAAAGCAACUACAAUAGUAUACAAAAAAGUAA
Messenger RNA from Actinia tenebrosa (Australian red waratah sea anemone), 2014 nucleotides. RefSeq names its product cyclic GMP-AMP synthase. Lineage: Eukaryota; Metazoa; Cnidaria; Anthozoa; Actiniaria; Actiniidae. The record is from RefSeq and is a predicted model, not a curated record.